Molecule: messenger RNA, 1158 nt
Organism: Acyrthosiphon pisum (pea aphid)
Lineage: Eukaryota; Metazoa; Arthropoda; Insecta; Hemiptera; Aphididae
Gene: snf
Product: U1 small nuclear ribonucleoprotein A snf
Molecular function (GO): RNA binding
Source: RefSeq, marked provisional
UUAUCGUUACCAAAGUUCCGGAUGCCGAAGCCGAACUCGAUAAUUGUCAUGUUUUAGAUUAACUUUUUAGUUUUUACUGAAUAGUGAAUUGUUUAUCCCACGGUGACAUUUUGGAGUACGCUCGAUUAAUCUACGUUUACCCUCGACUUCCAACACCAGAGUAAUAUCUUCGUCGGUAGUCGAUACAUAACUGAUUAGUUUAUAGAAAUUGUGUAAAAAUGUUGGACACACGUCCAAAUCAUACCAUCUAUAUAAACAACUUAAACGAAAAAAUAAAAAAAGAUGACUUGAAGAAAUCUUUGUACGCAAUAUUUUCACAAUUCGGACAAAUACUCGAUAUUGUGGCAAUGAAAGGUAUUAAAAUGAAUGGACAAGCGUUUGUUAUAUUUAAAGAUAUAACCAGUUCUACAAAUGCUUUACGUGCAAUGCAAGGAUUUCCAUUUUAUGAUAAGCCUAUGCGUAUACAAUUUGCUAAAUCAGAAUCAGAUAUAAUUGCGAAAAUGAAAGGUACUUUUGUUGAACGCCAGAAAAAACCUAAGAAGCCAAAGGAUGACGAAGAAGCAAAAAAGAGACGUAAAGCAGCCAAAGAACAGGCCCGUGCUUUGGCACAACAAAACAACCCUGGGGGUGUAUCUGGUGGUAAUGUACCUGAACAACCGCCUAACCAGAUUCUGUUCUUGACCAACCUUCCAGACGAAACGACUGAGAUGAUGUUAUCUAUGCUGUUUAACCAAUUCCCUGGAUUCAAAGAAGUGCGACUUGUACCAAACAGACACGAUAUUGCUUUUGUUGAAUUCGAAAAUGAACACCAAUCAAAUACUGCCAAGCUAUCAUUAAAUGGUUUCAAGAUCACACCUACUCAUGCAAUGAAAAUUACAUUUGCUAAAAAGUAAAAUUGUUCAUGACAAUUAAUGCACUGAUCAUUUGUGAAGUAACAUAACAUAUAUAUUAUUAUAUUUGUAUAAGUAUUCAAGAUUACAAUAAAAAAACUUUUUAAAUAUUUCAAAUAAAACUAAUAGGGAUUUAGGUUUUUUUAAAAGAAUUUAAAUUUGGUGGUGUCAUUGAAUAUGGCAUAGGCUUAUAUACAGUACUCCAAAAAACUACUGUAUCACUUUCUACAUGAUGAAUAAAAAAUAUAAAUGGCUUGUUUAUAUUAAA